This is a messenger RNA of Macadamia integrifolia, 1886 nucleotides long. Its product is annotated as GATA transcription factor 24-like. The coding region runs from base 376 to 1542 and encodes 388 amino acids. Gene Ontology annotation, biological process: regulation of DNA-templated transcription. The transcript has 11 exons. NCBI's taxonomy places the organism in Eukaryota, Viridiplantae, Streptophyta, Magnoliopsida, Proteales, Proteaceae. Gene Ontology annotation, molecular function: protein binding; zinc ion binding; sequence-specific DNA binding. The record is from RefSeq and is a predicted model, not a curated record.
CAAUAAUGGGCAGGAAUGCAGACCACAGAGAGAGGUAAAAGCCUUGUUUAUUCUCCAGUGGGAACUACACAGGAAAAACGGAGACAAUCUUGUCUGCUUCGACUUUUGUUGAAUGCUCAAAAAGCUUAACGAAGUGUUCUUUCUCUCUCUAACCAAAGUCACUCGAAAGUAUAAUUUCCUCAUUUGGGUGAUACUUUUUUAUUUUUCCGAGCUGUCGCAUGCCUCCUACCUGCAACUUUCGUUCAACUUAGGGUUAGGGUUUAAUUCAUGGAAUUUUGAAAGGAGAUUUCACGAUUCUAGGACGGAGUAGGUUAUGAGAUUGUGGAUAGGGUUAGGGUUUUGGUUUAUCUUCACGGACACUGUGAUGUUCGACUGAUGGCCACUGUGAAUCCGCAGCCACUGCAAAGUCGCUCUUACGAGGGGCAUGACGACCAUAUGCAAACUCCUGUACAGAUUGUUGAUGUCGAAGGUGGAUACGAAACCGAUGGUAUUGGUGGUGGCGGUGAUGAUGCCAUGGACGACGUUGAUGAAAUUCGGAUGAAUUCGGGAAACCCUGUUGAUCAGAAUGUUGUUGCUGUGUCUGCUCGAACAAGUGAGCUCACCUUAUCGUUUGAAGGCGAAGUUUACGUCUUCCAUGCCGUAACACCUGAAAAGGUUCAGGCUGUACUAUUGCUUUUGGGUGGGCGAGACAUACCUUCUAGCAUGCCUACUAGCAUUGAAGUACCUUUUCAGGACAAUCGGGUUGUUAAUGAUAUCCCCCGGCGUACAAAUCUUUCAAGAAGAAUUGCUUCUCUAGUUAGGUUCCGUGAGAAGCGGAAAGAGCGAUGCUUUGACAAGAAAAUCCGAUAUACUGUCCGUAAAGAGGUGGCUCAGAGGAUGCAUCGUAAGAAUGGUCAGUUUGCCUCUUUGAAGGAGAACUACAAAGGACUGCCAUCUGGUGCAAGUUGGGAUCCGGCUCAGAGUUCCCUUCAGGAUGAUGGUACUCCUCGCCCAGAAAUUGUUCUCCGUAAAUGCCAGCAUUGUGGCAUCAGCGAAAAGUCCACUCCAGCAAUGCGUCGUGGACCAGCUGGUCCUAGGUCUCUUUGCAAUGCUUGUGGGCUUAUGUGGGCAAAUAAGUUUAAUUUGCAGGGAACUUUAAGAGAUCUCAGCAAGGGAGGAAGGCAUAUAUCUUACGACCAAGAACCUGGAACACCAAUUGAAGUUAAACCUUUGAUAGUGGGAGCCGAUAAUCCCUCUACCAACCAGGAUGAGCUGUUUCAGGGUAAUCCAGAAGAUCUUUCAAAGGUUGUGAGUGCAGGAAAUGAGAAUCGAUCUGUCAUCCAUGGUGAGGGAAGCCCAGGAGAGACAAAGCCUUUACCCGUGGAGACUGGAAAUCCAUCUAUCAGCAAGGAUGAGCAGGAAAAUAUGGAUGAUCUUGCAGACACUUCAGAAAUUGAGAUUCCUUCCAAUCUGGAUGAGCCGACUGAAGUUGAGGCAUGCUUUGUGCUGAAUGAUGGUCAUGGAUUUGAUGCCACUUCGAAUGGCCAUGGCACUGAUACUUAGUUGUGAAGGUUGUUUUCUGAUUGGUGGAACGUGCUCGACGGGUUUGCUACUGACCUAAGAUAUCUGGAGAUGGUUUGUCUAUAAAAUGCUAGAGAUCCUAUUUGUGUAUGACUGCUAGAAAUCAUCCUGAGUGUCUGUUCCAUAUGUGGUCCAUUCGAUAGCCUUUUUUUUUUUUUUUUUUUUCUGUUUUUGCUCCAAUUAAAAUUUAUUGAAAUGGCGCCUUCAGAUUCUAAAUCCUUCUUGUAGUGAUAGGGCUGUUUGUGACAAUGAUCUGUUUGUUGUAUAACACCAGUCACCUGUAAUUAUAGGAACUAACGUAAUUCAGAUUGAUGGAGUGCGUACAA